Molecule: messenger RNA, 706 nt
Organism: Rubroshorea leprosula
Lineage: Eukaryota; Viridiplantae; Streptophyta; Magnoliopsida; Malvales; Dipterocarpaceae
Source: the annotation of a GenBank genome assembly
AGCUUAAACCCAACUUAAUCCGUCCGUUUGCCACCUAUGAUUUAAAGUUUAAAGUCUAGACCAUCCAGUUAGGUUGCUUGUUUGGCAAGAAAAAAAAAAUGAAGUUCAAUUAUUGACACCGAACUUUAGCUGAAGGUUGCCACCGAUAGGAAAAAUAUCUAUUUCCACCAAAGUCGAGGAGAUUCGAGAAAGAAAAAUGAGAAAGAGACAAUUGUUCAAAUUUAUUUUCCAUUAACAAGAUGGCGAGAAGGCCAUUGGUUCUCAGUACAAGGUGCUAAUCAAUUCCGUCGAAGAGAAUAAGAUGGCUCCUGUUACUGAUGUCCCUUCCCUUCUUCAUUUUCCAUCUUUUUCAUUGAUAUGAGCUGAAAUAAAGCAACAAUUGCACAACAGAACAGAUCUCCUUCGAGUAAUUUAAGUAAAUUACUUUGGUUUCCUUCGCAUUCCCAUCCGUGAUUUUGCAUAUCUGGUUUGGUUGUCAAGGAAAACGCUAGAAAUGAGAAAAAUCAAUGAUGCAUUAAGAGUAUGAACAUGAAAAUUGUUUUUGGAGGAUACUCCAAUCGCAUGCCUUCCCCGACUGUUGAUGAGUAUAGAAUUGUGCCUUGCAGGCUAUUCAUUGCGCCUGUUGAGCAUGCAGUGUCCUGCACAUACACUUCAUAUUCAUAAGACACAAUAUGGAAAAAGGCUAAAAGAAAAACAAAGCAGUUCU